AUGAUCAAAGGUUAUUAGAUCGUCCCUUAUUCAUCUUUAUUUAUUGAUAUGUAAUAUAGACAUUUAUUUAAUACUUUAUAAACAUACUUAAAGCCUCUUGAUUAAAAUAAAUAUUUAAGAAAGUAAUGUUGUGCUAGAAGUUCUAUAUUACAUAUUGAAGAAAUUUGGUUAAGAAGAUUAAAAAAUUAAAAAUUAUAAUCACUUUAUGUGUUAGUGCUUCUACAGAUUUAGUUUUACAAGUAAACUUAAUUUUAGUAUCAAGGCAAUAAAUUUGUCACUAGGAUCUGAGGUUAUUAUAACAGGAAUUUAUAUUCCAAACAUGAUAUAAAUAAUUCGAUUAAAUAUAAUAAUACCUGUAGAAGUAAUGCACAUCAGUUUAAUUUAAACAAUUUUCUAAAGAAAAAGUAUCAGUUUUCUACAUAUAAAACCAGAGGAAUAAUGAUUUCAUAAGUUUUUUGAGAAAAUUUGAUACUUCAGAAAUUAUUGAUUAGGUAAAAUCGAAAGGAUUGUUUAUUAUGUGGAAGAUGAAGCUUAGAGUUUUGUAGUUCCUAAUUCAAAAUGUAUAAAAUUAUUAAAAUCAAUAGUAAAUCCAAAUGUUGAUUUUUCUACUUUUUUUUGUUGGUUUAUUAAAACUUGUUCCUUUUUUGGUGGAUCUAUAAGUGUAUAUUAGAAAUAAUGAAGUUUAUUUAAAAAAUGAAAGCCUUGUAAGAAUCAUAUCCAAAAGGGUCUCAAAGAAAGUAAAAUUUAUAUAAAGUUCUAGUUAUAUUAAAAAGACUUUAAUAAAUUUAAUACCUAUGAAAUUGUUAAAUAUUAGAAAAAUAAAUAGAAGUUCAAGAUGGGUCUUUAUUAAUAUUUUUCCAAAUUAAAACUAUAAAGAAUUUGUUGUAAAUAGCAUAAAUGGUUUUCAAAAGAAUGA
Messenger RNA from Paramecium primaurelia, 916 nucleotides. The record is from the annotation of a GenBank genome assembly. Lineage: Eukaryota; Ciliophora; Oligohymenophorea; Peniculida; Parameciidae.